AUGCCGCGUAAAGCUCACAUUGAAGAACCGCAGAGCAUGCAAGAUCAUAUGGAUGAGCUACAGAAGCAUGUACAGCGUAUGCGGCUUCCCGAAGAGCACCGUGACGAUUUGCUCUCGUUGCACCGACUCUCGUACAGCUCUGGAAGCACGGACGAGAUUGGGCACAGCGACGAAAGCCAGGAGCUACACCGGCGAUCGGACGGUGCAGCAGAGAUACGGCAGACGCAGUCGGAUCCCAGAGCCAUGUUUAAUAACAGUAUGCUGGAGGGCAAUUUGGAAAUCAUACGCUCCCUCGGCGAGGGUUCCAGUGGCGAGGUCGCCUUGGCCCGUGUCCGUCCCACGGGCAGGGUCAUUGCACGCAAGACGAUCAGCACGUCACCGGACCCGAUGAUACACCGCCAGCUCUUGCGCGAGCUGAACGUGAACCAGACGUGCCGAAGCCCGUACAUUGUCGAGUACUACGGCGCGUUUUUUGACCCCCACGAUGCGAACAUCACGAUCUGCAUGGAGUAUUGUGAGGCAGGAAGCAUGGACGCUAUCUACCGCCGCAUCAAGGCGCGGGGCGGCCGUGUCGGCGAAAAAAUUCUCGUCAAGCUCGCCUCUUCGAUCCUGCAUGGGCUCGAAUAUCUGCGCGCGCGCCGCAUUAUCCAUCGAGACGUCAAGCCGUCUAAUAUUCUCGUUACGCGAAGCGGGGAAAUCAAGCUGUGCGACUUUGGUGUGGCGGGCGAACUGGUAAACAGCGUUGCAGGCACAUUUACGGGAACGAGUAUGUACAUGGCGCCGGAGCGCAUUAUGGGGCACGCCUAUACCAUAUCCUCAGACGUUUGGGCGCUUGGCAUAUCCAUCCUGGAGCUCGCAAUGAACCGCUUUCCAUUUCCGCCAGAUAGCGAUGCUUUUAUGGGUCCGAUCGACUUAAUGACCUUUCUACUGCACGCGCCGUUGCCGACGCUGCAAGACGAGCCGGAAAACGGAAUCCGGUGGAGCCGCGCGUUGCGCGACUUUUUAGCGCGGUGUUUGACGCGCGAUGGAAAGCAGCGCGCAAGCCCACGGAUACUGCUGCAGCAUCCGAUUGUAAAGCGUGGCGAGGCUGUUCCAGACGCAGACAUGGCGCGCUUUGUCGCGCACGUCUGGCAGUGGGCCGCUCCGUACCCCACACCCUCGUAA
Malassezia vespertilionis is the source of this 1164-nucleotide messenger RNA. RefSeq names its product mitogen-activated protein kinase kinase. The coding region runs from base 1 to 1164 and encodes 387 amino acids. The transcript has a single exon. Gene Ontology annotation, biological process: protein phosphorylation. Lineage: Eukaryota; Fungi; Basidiomycota; Malasseziomycetes; Malasseziales; Malasseziaceae. The record is from RefSeq and is a predicted model, not a curated record. Gene Ontology annotation, molecular function: protein kinase activity; ATP binding.